AUCUACAAGAGUGAAGCAGAUAUCGUCACGAUAUCAGUCAAUGCAAUCAACAAUUAAGGAUAUUUUAAAUAAUUGUAAAGAUUCAAUUAUUGUUCAUCAGAAUUACAUUGAUAAAUACAAUGAAUGUUUUAUUCAACUAUCAAAUACUAAGGAGCAAUUUGCUAUGGCUUGUCAGCCUAUAUCAUUAUCACAAAAUAUACAGCAGUAUUUAGUGAAAAAAUAUGGAGCAUUAAAUGAUCUCUUAAAUUCUAAAUCAAAUAUUACUUUUUUGUUAAAUAGCUGCGUAGAACUUAGUGAUAAAUUAUAUUUAAACACAUGUCCAUCUGGAAAAGAAGCAAUUAAAUCCCAAUUAGAUAAGCUUCAAAAUUCAAUUGACACUUUAUUCGAUGAUAUAAUGAGUCUAAACAGAGAAGUAAAAAAUGAAUUAAAUAAAUGGAGUGAGUUUGAAGAAAUGAAUAGUGAAUUAAAGCAGUGGUUUAGUGAAAUUAAGAGAAUUAUUAACAAAAAUAUGGAACUAAAAUCUACGUUAGAUGAGAAAAAAAUGCAACUCCAAAUCUACAGAGAUAUACUGCAAACUACAUUAAAACGAGAAACUGAUGUUAAGAAACUUGUAAAUAAUAUAAAACAAUUACAAAUACAUGACAAUAGUGAUACUUUCCUAGAUUCUAUUAGUAAUCAAUAUGAUGAAAUACUUAAUAAAAUUCAGGAAUUUGUUAAUAAGUAUGAAGCUAUAGUAAAAGAUCACGAACAAUAUACAACUUCGGUAAUGGAAAUGCAAGAAUGGCUUGAUGCAACUCAUAAUACAUUAUUAUUGUGGAGUGAUACCAACUUAGAAAAAAUUUCACUUUUGGGCAAUCUUGAUCGUAUAAAAAAUUUAUUAGUAAGUUUAACUGGAGAAGAAAAUAAAAUUCAUGCUAUAAAGAAAUUGGCAGAAAAAGUUAUUCCUGGUACAAGCGAACAGGGUCAGGUAAAUAUAAGAUCACAAAUUGAUUCAUCACAACAAGACUGGGAAGGUCUUAUAUCAUACGUAAAAACUUCAAUUGAAGCUUUAGAAGAAAAAUUAAAUAAUUGGAACGAGUUUGAUACUUUAAAAGAUUUGUUUUUAACAUGGUUGCGUGAUGCAGAUUAUAAAAUUCAUGCUAUCGAUUUAAAAACAUCAUUACAAGAAAAAAAAAAUCAACUUGAUGAACUCAAAGAUCUUCAGGGAAUUCUUCGUACAAAAGAAUUUGAAAUUGAUGCUAUUACAGAAAAAUCUCAAAACUUAUAUACUUUAUGUAUGUCGAAUAAAAACUCGCAAAUUAGUGAAAUAGUACAGAAAUACCAUAAUCUUUCAAUGAAAAUCAAAGAAUUGAUUGAAAAAUGGCAGCAAUACGUUGAUAUUCAUUUAGAGUUUGAGAGUAAUUUAAAUGAAGCCAUUAUAUGGCUUGAAAAUACUGAUGAUAAACUUACUACCUGUGGUGAUUUCAAAUCUACAAAUAAAUCCGAUUUAGAAGAAAAAUUGAUAAAUAUUCAAGAAGUGUUGUUGUACAAAGAAAACGGUUUUAACAUGAUUCAAAAUUGUACUAAAAAAGGACAAAUAGUAUUAGCAAGCACCACACCUGAUGGUCAUAAAGCAAUCAAUGACUCACUUAUAUCUUUGCAAGAACAUUGGAGUGCAUUAGCUUCUAAAAUGUUAGAAACUAAGGCUAACAUUGAUGAAUCUAUUAAAAAAUGGUCAGACUUUUCGGAAAAUGUCAAACAAGUUGGAAAAACUAUUGACAAAUUUGAAGAAACUUUAUCUGAAUUAACAAAAUUUGAAACAUCGUUAUCUGAGAAACGAAGUCAAUUAGAAAAAAUAAAAAAUUUAGACGAAAAAAUAAAAAGUGAAAGUAUCGAAAUGGAGCUACUAAAAUCAAAAGCCGAAGAAAUACUUAAAAAUGGUUAUCAGAGUAGUACGAUAUUUGACACUCGAGAAUUAUUCAAAAAGUUUGAUAAUAUUUCAGACAAAAUAAAAACUUUACUAUCUGAGCGAGAGCAACAAUUUAAAGAUCAUAAAUCUUACAAAGAGGCUUUUGAUGAACUAUCAAAUUUUUUAAAUAGAUCUAAAGAAAAAAUACCUAUUUUAAAUGAACGUCCUUUAAAUGAUAAAUUAGCAAUCGAGCAAAGUAUUACUCCUCUCGAUUCACUUCUAAAUAAAAAAGCUCAAGGUGAAUUAUUACUGGAUAAUUUGGUCACGAUUGGCAAUGUUAUUAAGACUAACACAUCUGAUAGUGGAAACGUUAUUAUUAGUGAAGAGAUAUCUAUGAUAUCGGAUGAACUAACGCGGUUCUUUGACGAUGUAACAGCUCAAAAAGAAACAUUGCAAGCUAUACACUCACAUUGGAGAGAAUAUAAAGAUGAAUAUGAAAAACUAUCUGACUGGUUGCAACAAAAUGAUAUAACUAUGAAGUCAUUAAAAAAUACAUUACUUGCGACGCUGGAUGAAAAAAAAAAUCAAGUGAAACAAAUUGAGGAUGUACUUGAUGAUUUAAAAAAUGGAAAAUCAAAUAUUAAUAAAUUUAAUAAUGAUUCUACACUGUUAUUGACAUCACAUUUGGGUCCUUACAUUAGCAAUCAACUGAGGCAACUUAAUUCUCGUUAUGAAAUCCAAGUAAAUUUAGCCAAUGAUGUUAAAAAAAAAAUUGAAAGUAAUUUAGAGCAUCACAUGAAGUAUGAAGAAUUAUUAGAAAAAGCAAAAAGUUGGAUAAAUAACGCUAAAGAAGGCAUUCGGCAUAGAAAUGAGUCUGUCAACAACUUGAGUAAAGAAAUUUUACAAGCGCGUUUAAAUAAAAUUUUGGAGAUUUUAAAAACACAAGAAGAAGGUCAGUUAAUUAUUCAUUCGACUAUUAACUGCGGUGAAAAAGCUCUUAGAAGCACUCGAUCAGAUGGAAAAGAUAUAAUAAACAAUCAAUUGAAAGAAAUUCAAUCAGACUGGGAACGGCUCAUUAAAAAGAUUUCAAAUUCCAAAGUUCACAUUGAAACAAGUUUAUUGCAGUGGGCUGAUUAUAACUCAUCAUACUCACACUUGCAACAGUGGAUAUCAGAUCGGGAGGCUAAACUCGAGAAUGUAUGUGAACAUAAGGUUUUAAAUGUAAAAAAAAGUCAAGUGGGCGUUGGAACGUUAAGCAUAGGAGAACGAAAGGCAGCAUUAAGAAAAACGAACAGUAUAAUGCAAGAUAUAGUAUCAUUCGAACCCAUGAUACAUAAAGUUACUCUAAAGGCAGAAGAUUUGCAGCAAGCUGUGCCAGCUAAUGAAAUAACUAACAAAUAUCAAACAUUAAGUAUUAAAGCUAAAGACUUGUAUGAGAAACAAAAAGAAGCUGUAAGAUUACACCAAGAUUUUAUUGACGCUGGUAAUGAUUUCGCUACUUGGUUGAGAAACGCUAAAGAAAAAGCUAGAAAAAUAUCUGAUCCUACAGGAGACAAAGAAACCUUAAACAAAAAAUCUGUUCAAUUAAAAGUAUUAAUUAGUGAAUUGACAGAAGGACAGACAAAAUUAGAAAUAGCACUUGAAAAAGCAGAAAAAGCUUGCUUAAAUGCUGAUGGUGAUGAAAAAGAAAUAAUUGAACAAGAAGUAGCUAUGCUACAAGAAGAAUAUGACGUAUACACAGAAUCAUUACAAAACACGAAAUCAUUAUUAGAAGAUGGCAUAUGCAAGUUAAAUGAAUUCGAUGAUUAUUCAAAUACUGCUAUAGAAUGGUUAAAUAAAACAGAAAAAUUAGUACAAUCGUAUAAUAAAUUACAACCUAGUCUCGAGAAGAAAAAACAGGCUUUAGAAGAAUUUCAGAAUCAUCUUCAAACAUUAUUUGAUUGGCAAAGUGAAUUGGAUAAUUUGAAUGGAAAAGCACAAAUUCUCUUAGGGACUUGUUCAGAUACUCGACUUUCUAACUCAAUUACUCAAAUGACCACUAAAUAUGAUACAUUGAUUUCACUCGCUAAAGAAGUUAUGCGUCAACUUGAACAGCACUAUCAAGAACAUCAACAACAAAACUCUUUAUAUCAAGAAAGCCUUGAUUGGAUUGAAAGAAUACGAGAUAAAGUAUGGAACUAUUGGAUAUAUAGUUACUGUUGGACUUUAUUUCUUUGUAAAGUCCGUUUAUUCGUAAGAUGGUUUCGACCCAUCCUUUUUUUAUUUUUUCAAUAGGAUUUGUACUAAUUAAUUAAAAUUCUGUUUUACUUCA
Daktulosphaira vitifoliae (grape phylloxera) is the source of this 4199-nucleotide messenger RNA. RefSeq names its product muscle-specific protein 300 kDa-like. Gene Ontology annotation, cellular component: cytoplasm; meiotic nuclear membrane microtubule tethering complex; nuclear outer membrane. Gene Ontology annotation, biological process: nuclear migration. Lineage: Eukaryota; Metazoa; Arthropoda; Insecta; Hemiptera; Phylloxeridae. The transcript has 18 exons. Gene Ontology annotation, molecular function: actin filament binding. The coding region runs from base 41 to 4162 and encodes 1373 amino acids. The record is from RefSeq and is a predicted model, not a curated record.